AUGUUUUUCCUUCCGACAGAAAAUGUUUUUCCUUCCAACAGGAAAAGUUUUUCCUUCCAACAGGAAAAGUUCUUCCUUCUGACAGGACACAAACGAAUGUCCCACGUCCCACCAACCCAGUCCAUUCCCAAACCAGAGGAACCUAAAGAACCACAACAGUCUCCUCAGCAACCUCAGUUCCAGCAAGUACCUCCACCAAAUUACUACCAAUUUCCACUUCAAGGUUACUACCCACCACAAGGCUUCCCGAACUACCCUCCUCUGCCUAUGCCUUACUUCCCCAACCCUUGGAUGUUCCAGCAAGCUCCACCCCAGCAAUUCCAAUCUCAAUCCAAAUCGAAGAGAGACCAAGAGUUCGAAGAAG
Molecule: messenger RNA, 364 nt
Organism: Trichomonas vaginalis G3
Lineage: Eukaryota; Parabasalia; Trichomonadida; Trichomonadidae
Exons: 1
Source: RefSeq, a predicted model, not a curated record